Molecule: messenger RNA, 1010 nt
Organism: Paramecium pentaurelia
Lineage: Eukaryota; Ciliophora; Oligohymenophorea; Peniculida; Parameciidae
Source: the annotation of a GenBank genome assembly
AUGUAACUGAUAAACUUGUGUUAAUUUCGUUAUAGGACCAGAGAUAGUCAUAUAUAUCUAACUAAUUUCAGAGAAAUACACACUCUUUAUUUGCUUCCGAUUAAAGAUGAGGAAUAUAUAGUUUUAUGGUCUGAAUCUUUUGAUGUAUGGGUGGAAGUUAUUGGAUAUUUGAUAAAAAUUUAGAUUACCAACAUUCGAUUUUCGUAAUUGGAAUCUGAACCUAAUAAAAAUUGAUUUGGAAAGUUUCUCAGUUGGAUUUAAUUAAGUAUUUAGUUUGAUUGCUCUUUAAUAUACAAAAAUACUUAAAUUAUAUAUAUCGUAAGAAACUAUAAAAAAAAUUGUUAUUUUAGAAGGAACUUAACUUGGAAAAUAAUUAUAUUCUUCGAAUCUAAUUUUUUCAACUGAAGUGAAUUAUCUGUUAUCAUUAGGAAUUGAUCACACAAUACGAUUAUGGGAUUUAUCUGAUUAUAACUCUAAUUAGAUUAAAAGUUAACUUGGCAAAACCAGUUUAAGCUUUAGCAUUUUAAUUUCUUAAUUCAGAUAUAAUCAGGAUUUUAAGCAUAUCUGGUGUUAUAAUUGAUUAAAAUAUUUAAGAAUAUUCAGAAAUAGGUGUUAUUGAAGAUUAAAAUUAGUUUGAUUUUAAAGCUGCAAAGUAAUAAGUAAAUAUACUUAAAUAUAUUGGUGAAAUAAAAGGUAGAACUUAGGAUAUUUUGGAUUCUCAAACAAAGUAAUUAAUAUUUACUUUGAAUAGAUUCAACUCCAAUAUAUAUACAAUUUUAGUUACUCCAUCUCAAUAGUAAUUCAUGCUUGGUAUGGGGGAUGGAUCAAUAUUAUUCUAUAAGAUUGAUUAGUAAACAUUAAAAAUUUAUGAAAAACCAAUUUGCUAUCAUAUUUUUGCAAAAAAUCCUCUUUUAUCAGCUUUAAAUUGUAGUAUUAGAGGAUCUACUUUUUAAACAAUUGAAAAUGAAAAUUUUGAAAAAGUAUUAUGUGAGAAAGGAGCCAAAAAAUGA